This is a messenger RNA of Cricetulus griseus (Chinese hamster), 493 nucleotides long. The record is from RefSeq and is a predicted model, not a curated record. Lineage: Eukaryota; Metazoa; Chordata; Mammalia; Rodentia; Cricetidae.
AUGGCAGCCACCACAGGCUCAGUGGUAAAGGUCCCUCAAAAUUUUCAAGUGUUGGAAAAGCUGGAAGAAGGCCAGAAAGUAGUAGGUGAGAGCACAGUUAGCUGGGAUCUAGAGGAUGAUGAGGACAUGAUACUUACUAGAUGGACAGGGAUGAUAAUUGGGCCUCCAAGAUCAAUUUCUGAAAACCGAAUAUACAGCCUUAAAAUAGAAUGUGGGCCUAAAUACCUGGAAGCACCCCCAUCUGUAAGAUUUGUAACAAAAGUCAAUAUGAGCAUCGUGAGUAGUUCAAAUAGAGUGGUUGAUCCAAGGGCCACGGCAGUGCUGGCAAAAUGGCAGAAAUCCCAUAGCAUCAAAGUCAUCCUAAAGGAGCUUCGGCACUUGAUGAUUUCAAAAGAGAACCUGAAGCUGCCACAGCCAACAGAAGGACAGUGUUACAGCAAUUAGUCACCAAGGGCCUGGCCUCCCCUCCCCAAUCCAACCUAAGUCUCAAUUU